Messenger RNA from Nematostella vectensis (starlet sea anemone), 1645 nucleotides. RefSeq lists its product as uncharacterized. The transcript has 6 exons. NCBI's taxonomy places the organism in Eukaryota, Metazoa, Cnidaria, Anthozoa, Actiniaria, Edwardsiidae. The coding region runs from base 934 to 1410 and encodes 158 amino acids. The record is from RefSeq and is a predicted model, not a curated record.
GAAAACCUGAUGUAUGAGUAUAUUGAUCUCUAAAUGACCAUCCUAAAGUUUAGCAUGAUAAUAAAGUGUGUUUUCGAAAGAACAGAGUGCACAUAGACGGCACUGGGUGUUUAUGAAUUCUAUCUUUAUAUAAUUCAAUAGCCUAGAGCUGGACACAGAGAACAGAAAGGGUUGAUAUUACUCCAUAAAAGCAACUGUAAAAUAAGGCGAUUAUAAAGCUUCAAUUAGAACGCUCGAAAUUGAAAUCACAUAUGCGCACGAAUACAUUGUAACAAAUAGGUCACGCAAUAAAUAAAGUGAAGUUUAAAGCUUAUGUAAUUAGAUAGAACAUUCUAAAUCGAAAUGACACAUAAAACAAGUAUUUGCUUAGAUAAGCAAUUUCAAUUUUCGAUUUACGGUCAAAUAACAUAAUUUUUGUUCUGUUUGUUUGUGAUGUAACUAGAUAGGACAUUCGAGAUAGAAAUGACAUCAUAAAACAAAUAUUUGCUGAGAUAAGCAAUUUCACUUUCGAUCUUCGGUCAAAUAACAUAAUUUUUGUUCUGUUUGUUUGUGAUGUAACUAGAUAGGACAUUCGAGAUAGAAAUGACAUCAUAAAACAAAUAUUUGCUGAGAUAAGCAAUUUCACUUUCGAUCUACGGAAAAAAAACAUAAUUUUGCUUAGUCUUCUCCGCCGGCAUCUUAAAGAGCAGAAAAAAGAAAAAAAAAGGAUUUGGUUUCCUGUGGCAAAAAAAAAAAAAAACGGGAAAAGAGAAUACUGUAUCUCCCGCUCCAUUCCCUCAAACUUGUGCACACUAAAACGGUCAUCAAAAUAGAUUUUGAAUUCUGCUCAUCACCUGGAGACCAAAUAUCCGUGCAAUAAACUCCUCUCUGUUAUUAUUUAUGUCUUUUUUCGUUCGAGGAAAAAUUCCCACCAUGUCAGGGUAAAAUUGUGCCAUGAAGGAUCUAAAAAUUCAAAGGUUUUCCUUUAUGAUGGGUACGAUCAAACCUCCAGAGGAAGAAAAAGGCAUUAUGGAUCUUCCUUUUAAAGUCUACACAGAACUAGUGAAAAAUCUUGAAGUGGACGACGGCUGGAAACAACUCGCUGCAGAGGUGAUUUGCUCAGAAGAUUGCAAGCCUUAUUACACAGCAAAAAGAGUGCAAGAAAUCAGUAGCCAAGAAAGUUUUCAUCGUAACUCUGAAGUACUUUUACGAGACAUGGACAAGAUGGGAGUUACUAUCAAUGAAAUUAUUGAUGCUCUUAAAAAAUGUAGGAACAACAGAGCAGUUCGAAUUAUUGAGUCCGGUUUGAAAGCAUCUAUACAUGGCCGCCAAAGUGAACAGAUGAUGGAAGAGGAACAAGCCGAAACAUUAAAGAAAGCGAAGCAGCCGGUCGAGCAUGACGAAAGAAGUUGUGGAGUUAAAAGGAUGUGAAGCAGUGGAGGAUUUUGAAUAACAGGGACAUUGUUCCGGAAGUUCCGUUUCUGUGUAACGGAAGUUGUUAAAAUUAUUAGUUUAUGAUCACCAAUUAUGUAAUAUGUAAUUAGUAAUAGGAUCGGGUAUCAUUGUACCAGGCACGGGGUGAACUCGUGAGGGAUUGUAAGACAGAUUGUAGAGAGAUUGAGAGCUGAUUCGAAUAAAGGGAGAAGAAAGUCGGAGAUCGUGAAAA